AAGCCCGACAUUGUUUCAGCAGCGCUGUGGAGUAAUAUGCCCUGUUUUUGUUUUAUUGUUUGAAUCUUAUAAUAUAAACAUGGACUUAGAUUACUUUUUCCGUGAAAUUAGUAGAAACGAAGAUCGUUAUCUGCAGUCACUGGAGCAGAUUUGUAGAAAGUAUUCAGCAAUAAAAGAGGAUUCAAUCAUUGUUGACUUGGAAACUAUGACCUGCCAGACACCAGAUGGUAUACUGCCUUGGGAUGGUGAAGUAGUUUACAGCAAAGAGUUGAAGAGAAAGAAGUUACAUGACAAGCAAAAGAAAUGCAAGGAUUGUCCUCCUGGGGAGACCAAGGAAGGGAGUGUGGCUGGUUUCUGUCAGCCUGCGAGUGCCUCUGGAAAACAUGUCGCAGAAAAGCUAAAGGAUGCUGUAAAUGAUGAAGAGAUGAUGGGCAAUGACAGCAGGUAUUCAGAGACUGAACAAGAUUCUGCCGAUGGACACUCUCUCCAGGAUUUUCAAGAUGAGGAGACUACAGUUCAUGACUGUGACAUCAAGAUAUUGGAGGACACCACGGACAACAGCAACUUUCUUCAGGAUCUGCACAGUGAUGAAGAGAAAACUGUUAAUGAGGAUGACAGCAUGUCUUCUGAAACUGAACACGACUGUGUUGCUAGUAACCAGGAACAUUGCAGUGUUGAGACAGCAGGUGAUGACUGUAUGAUAUUGGAAGCUAGUCAAAACCCAGCUGAUAAUGAAACUCUUCAGGGUCCAAGUGGAGUUGGAGGUGUCCUUUCGAUGGAUGUCGGGAAACAGUACCGAGUUGAUGUUGACAUUUUGAUGCAAGAUGAGGAGGACCUGCCCGGCUAUGUUUUGGUUGACUGGGUGCAGAAAUCUCAACAAAGUCCAAACAAUUUUGAAAAUUCAAUGGGAUACCAUGGGGAAAGAAACAAAGAAAAUGCCUCUUUUGUUGUCACACCUGUUAAAGCACCUAAUCGAUUGAAACCUUUGGAGGAAACAUUUGAUGUAACUAAUGUGUCUGGAUUGGAGAGCAGUAACAGUUCCUCGGAUUCUUUCCUGGCUGACCUAUAUCCUGGAAUGGUGGCUAAAAUGCAGAACGUAAUAAAGAGGGAGUUAAGGGCACAUGCUGCAACUAAUGUGCUAAAACAUUAUCGUAAAAACUCUUGGUAUAGCAAUUCAAAGUCUUCCUUUUCCAAGGGUGUAAUUCGGAGAAAGAAGUCUAAAAGUAAACACAGCGAGACUGUAAUUCUGCUAAAAGCUGAUCAUGCGUCCUCCUCUGAAGGCAUUGAUAUAGUUCAGUCUCCAAACCAGCUGGAUAAGGGGUCGCCCUAUAGAACCACGAUUGUAUCUUCAAAUAGCAGUGUUAGUUCUCUUGGGGGACAUUUCCGGCCUAGAGAUUCCUGUCUAACCAGUUCUUCAGCGGUUUUUGAAACCAGUCCCCAUGUAGUCUUUGCAGGUUCUCUUGGACAUAAAUCCCUGAGUGAAACUAAGAUUGCAUCCACUCCUCGUACACCGUUAAGAGAAUCAAUUAAAGCCUGUUCUGUGGGACAUGAACCCCUCUGUGAAACCUUGAAUGAUUCCUCUUACCAAACAUUACCUAGAGGGAGUCCAUACGUAACCAAUCCAAGUUCUUUGUCCAGUAAGCCACCAAGAGGGGACUCCUCUGAGGCUACAGCAAGUCCAUUUAGACAUGAAAUGGCCAGGAGAUCUCUUCUGUCAGCCAUGUCUAGUUCAGUCGCAGUUACACCAACAAGAGGCAGAUCCUAUGAAGCUUUUACAGUUGAAUCACCAAGAAGGGAGCUGCUUUCUGUCAAAAGUUCUAUGACUAUUAAACCAAUAAUGAGGAGACUCUGCGAACACAUUCAUAGCUCCCUUGUGCCAGGGUUACUCAAUGAAACCAUGAUUAUUUCUCCAAAAGAGAAAAUGUACAAUGCCAGUGAAAGUUUAGUUCAACUUGAAUCACCAAGAAGGUGUGUUUCUGCUAUGCCAAGUUCUUUGGUGGUUACACCAACAAGAGCAAGAUCUUUUGAAACCACGUCAAGAAGGGCACUUCUUUCUGCUAAACCAAGUUCUCCUGCAAUUUCACCAAGCAUAGAGAGAGUGAUGCAGUGUUCUGUUGGUAAUGAACUGCUAGGAUGUGAACCUUUGUCUGUUGCAGUUAAUCCAGCAAGAGAGAGAUUGUGUGUGGCUUCACAAACAGCAAACUCUGCUGCUAUGGAAAAUGUGGUGCUAAGACCAAAAGGCGCUUGUCGUUUACUAAGAAGGAGUCAUUCAUAUUCAGGAUUAAGCCAGAAAAACAGCGGAGUGAACGAAGAAUUUGAAAGCCUUUAUCAAAGGCUGUGUUCCCCAAAAGGCAGCAAUAGUUUGCUAAAGGAAGCUGGUAGAAAUGAGCGAAUAUCUUUUUCUCCCAGUUUUAGAGCUGUGAAAAGACCAAGUUCUUGUUAUCCAUGUGAAGCCUUCACUCGAAUGAAAAGAGUCUGUGGUGAAUUUGAAGCAGUCAGUUCCAUGAAGACUUUGCCUCAAAAUGGCAGUUAUCACAUGCAGCAGAACAACUCUCCAAAGUCAUCCCCCAUUAGGAGCAAUACAGGGAGUAUUCUAAGACCUCGUGUGGCAAGUGCUUGGGAUGCAAUGAAAUAUAGAUCCUCAUUAAGAAAAACCCACUCGUAUUCUAGCUUACAGCAUGCUGAACUCCAAACAAGCCCAUUGAAGAUUACUCAGAUACCUGAGAAUUAUACUUCUGUAGUUGGCGGUGGACAUAAGCAAUCCCCUUUGAAAGUGAUACAUGGUAAAGAUGGUAUAAUCUUUGUAAAGCUGCAGAACCCUGUUUCGCCAAUGAUUCCCUCUUCUAAACUCUUUUAAAUUGGGCAUCCAGACUGCUGACCUAUCUUUUGUCCUGUGUGAAAAUGUGGAAUAUGCCCCCCCAAGUGUAUGUGGAAAGUUGUUUUAAAUUUGUUUUAAAUGUUUAUACAGUACCAACAUAAAUUCUGGAAGCAGCAAAUGAUUAACAGCAAGGCUAGUGGUGUUGCCAGUUUUUCCUUUCAGCUCAGACCGCUUGAUUCCUAAAUGCCUUGGGUCUGUGAAUAAUCAUCUCUCUAAAAAAUAUGGAAAAGAUUUUAAUGAGCCAUCUCAAGUAUAAUAGUGCCCCAAAAUGUUUUCCUUUUUGGGAAGUUUGUUGCCGGAUAACCUCACUGACUAUUUGCUCACUAAAUAUCUCGGUAUCCAUGAAUAGAAAAUGGUUUAGUUUUAAAAAUAAGCAAAAUAAUCCCGCAAGUGACAGAUUAUGUGUUUUUAAUGGAGACAAGGAACUAUUCAGGGAUACCAAUAUAUUUGGUGAGCAAGUAGUCUGAGUGAAGGAGGUUAUAGCUCCCCAUUCUCAGAGACACUUGAGAUGCUUUGAUCUUGAAAAUAUUUUGCAUCUUUUUUUUAAGAGGUGGUUAUCUAUUCAGGGUGACCAGUGUGUUUUAAUGUGUGAGUGAGAGGGGGGGGGGGGGGGUAAAUCGGCAAUAGUCAUCACUCUGCGUUCUAGAAGUUCAUUUUGUUUCCAUAACUUUGUGCCAGUAUUGUAUGCAAAUCAUUGUUGUCCAGGUCAACUGGAAACAUGUCAUUCUCUGACCUGUUUGUUUAGUUAGGGUUGUUAAUAACUUGUUUGUUUCUAUAUGUGUAAAUGGAUUCAUUGAAGAAAAAAAAAAAGUUUAACCAUUUAUAUUUUAAGUGAGUGGUAAUCAGUGUGAAAGGUAGAAUGGAAAGGGGUUUUAUUAUUGUUUCUUUUUUUCACACUGAGACUUGCUUUUAAAAAGUUUAAGCUCAUUAUGUGUAUUUUUCAAAUACAGUGGUAUAUAUUCCUGGUACCAAACUGCUUCCUGUAAAUCUGGUCUAAACACAGGAAGUCAUCAAACUUAAUAGUGUUGCAUUUAAAAAAAAAAAAAAAAACUGUAUUAAAGAGACAAACAGUCUGAGAUAUUCAGCACCUGAAAACAGGAAAUCUAUUGACUUGAGUAAAGUAUUGAGGUACGAUCAUUACAACCCCAUCACUGUGGAUAAUAGACGUAGAUUAAUUAAUUGUUGUUAGUCACAAACCUUGUAAAUUGUAGUUUUAAUUUCACACCAAAAUAUUUAAAGAAUGCCAUUUGUUUUUUAAAUGUUAUUUCAAAAGUUGCCUUUUUAUAUUUGAAGAUGUUUCAGAAGAUCUUGUUUUUAAUGUUUUUGUAGCAUGUUAUUAUGUGGAAAUUGUUUCCCUAAAGCUGUAACUUAAAGCUGUUAAAUCUGUUGGAACCACAUCCCGUGAGAAGGCAAUUAACAGUUGAAUCUGUUUGGGUUCAUCAAGAUCUGAAAAGAUGCCAAGUUUAUUAUAAAUCUGAUUUUUAUUAAAUACAUUUAAAUAAGACUGGCACACGUGUGUAUCAGUUGCUUUAAUACCUGUACAAAUUCUCAGUUCUCAUCUGCAAAAAAAGCAGAACAUAUUGUAGCCAUCCUGGUGGCACAGCCUCUGCAAUGCAAGCAGCUGAAGUAGUGUGAAGGGUUUUGGAACAUGUGCUGCAUCUGCACAAAGGGAAAUAGAUCUUUCGCCCCUGUGGUUUGUUGAGUUUAAAACUUGCCUUAAUAAAUGUUCCCUGUUGUGAGAUGUUGUGGACUAGUUUGUUAGUUUACAGGACUGUGAAAUUGCUUGUACUCUAUAUUGUGUACCAGAUAUAUGCAUAUGCUCGUGAUUUUUUUUUU
Polyodon spathula (Mississippi paddlefish) is the source of this 4714-nucleotide messenger RNA. RefSeq lists its product as uncharacterized. The record is from RefSeq and is a predicted model, not a curated record. The transcript is spliced from 19 exons. Bases 80 to 2857 code for a protein of 925 amino acids. NCBI's taxonomy places the organism in Eukaryota, Metazoa, Chordata, Actinopteri, Acipenseriformes, Polyodontidae.